GUCUACUGGUAUUUUAUAGUCUGUUUGCCUGUUUUUUGUUUCAGCAAAAGUGUUAGUACAGCUGUACUCGAAGCGCGGACUCGCCAACUUGCGGCUUCAGUGGUGCGUGGACGGCACUUUUACGGGCAGAGUUCCGUAUCAAAAGCACUGCUGGCUGCUGAUGUGUCGCGCACUGCCACGGGGGCCAGUACUCACGGCUGGCGCCUUUGUCGGCGAGCAUCAACCGACAGAUGCAGACUUUCUGCAGUGGUUCGUGGCAAGCGCGAACGAAGCGGUCCGGACCGGGCUGCCGACCGGGCGCGGCGACGGAUCGUGCGUCCCCCUUGAACUGGCGCACUUCAUCGGGGAUGUGGCUGCACGUGCCCUGGCGAUGGGAACUAAACUUAGUGGGUACGAUGCUUGCCCGAAAGGGCAUUGCGAAACCGUAAUGGUAGGCCGUGUACCAUACUACCCUUUAGAAGAAGGUCCGGAGCGGGCGACGGAGUGCUUUGCUGAGCCUCCGACAAAGCGGAAGUUUGUCUGCAGGCCGUCGCCGGUCCACGGAUUAGCGUCCUUCCAUCCGGUCAAGGACGUUAUAGCGUGUGACUUGGUGCACGGGCUAUAUGGAAGCAUCAUGCCUCGCAUUAUGAAGUUGGCUAAGGGCAAGAACGGCGUAUUACGCCAAGCUAAGGCCCUGUGUCGUUGCCUGCCGGCCGAGGCACCUCGGCAAAUACCACAAGCCAAGCUAGCAGCCAUCACUCGGAAAGACAUUAGAAUUUUAAGUUCUGAUUUGUACAGCGGCUAUCUGGACGAGGCGCAGAUUUUAUUGGCAGGGUUCCUUGAGUGGUACCAGGAGGCAUGCGGUAUGGUGCUAAUGCCCCGGCAUCUGCUGCUGCACUUAGCUACAGCAGUAAGACGGCACGGCAACCUCCGGCAGAAAAGACAAACACAGUGCUGGUCGAUAAAAUAUGAACAUCAAAGCAGGGCUACGACCCGGGUUGUUUUGGGGAAAGUGGAAAUUUUUAGCUAUUUUGAACAUUUCGGGAGCAUCGCAGUAAAGAUAAAGGAUCCUACAAACUCCGGGAACCCAUCUAUCUGCGGCCGAGAUGCGGCGGGAGGAAAUCAUCUGAAGCCGCAAUCAUCACAGCAAGGGCAUCUGCAAAUAAGAAUACGAAUGAGCUUAUCGGUGCAACUCACAUGCGGAACAUCCGUAUCCGCUCUCAUCCUUGGACUCAUUUAACUGCCGAAAUUUUAAGAAGCUAGCCGACGAGACGGUG
Molecule: messenger RNA, 1256 nt
Organism: Anopheles darlingi
Lineage: Eukaryota; Metazoa; Arthropoda; Insecta; Diptera; Culicidae
Exons: 6
Coding region: 161-1219 (352 amino acids)
Source: RefSeq, a predicted model, not a curated record